AUGGUUGCUUUUGGCAAAAAGUUGAGAGAAUCACAGAUUCAAGAAUGGAAAGGAUACUACAUUAACUAUAAGUUUAUGAAGAAGAAAGUCAAGAGAUAUACCGAACAAAUUGAGGUUGGAGCUCAAGAUCACCAUAAUGUACUCCGCGACUUUUCAUUGCUUCUAGACAAUCAGAUAGAAAAAAUUGUUUUGUUUCUGCUUGAGCAACAAGGAGUUCUGGCGGGGAGGCUUACGCGUAUUGGAGAAGAUCACCAAAGUCUUGUACAGCAGCCAGAUUAUUCAAAGAUAUCUGAUGUCCAAGAAGCGUAUAGAGAAGUUGGAAGAGAUCUACUAAAGCUUCUUUAUUUUGUGGAAAUGAAUGCUACUGGUUUGAGAAAGAUCUUGAAAAAGUUUGAUAAACGAUUCGGCUAUAAAUUUGCCAAUUAUUAUGUCAAGACUCGCGCAAAUCAUCCUUAUUCUCAGCUAAGACAGGUUCUAAGGCACGUGGGAAUUGGUGCUGUUGUGGGAGUCUUAUCUCAUAAUCUUGCAGACAUUCAUGAUUUACAAAAGUGUCAAGAAAGCUACAUUUCUAUAUAUGACCAACCUUCUUAUGCGCAUCAAGAUCCAAUUCUUGUAUCUAUCAAAGCAGCGACAGACAAAUUAUCCAACUCAACAAGUUUCCUUCAGUUUUUGGGAAGACAUGCUUUUAUCAUGCAGCAAGAGGAACUAUCACCAUCUCCGUCUGAAGAAAACACUAUUGAUGAAAGAUAUCAUUUUAUGUCACUUCUCUUGAACUUGGCAAGCACAUUUCUGUAUAUGGUCAAUACUUACAUCGUUGUACCUACGGCCGACAACUACUCUUUGAACCUCGGAGCUGCUGCAAGUGUUUGUGGCGUCGUCAUCGGUUCAAUGGCUGUUGCACAGGUGUUUGCUUCUGUUUAUUUCAGCGCGUGGUCAAACCGAUCGUAUCUAAAACCACUUAUAUUCAGUACCAUUGUUCUUCUAAUCGGAAACGUCAUGUAUGCAUUGGCCUAUGAUCUUAAUUCAGUAGUAGUUCUUCUUAUGGGACGACUUUUCUGCGGCCUAGGCUCUGCAAGGGCUGUGAAUAGGCGUUAUAUCAGCGACUGUGUGCCGGUGAAACUUCGGAUGCAAGCAUCAGCAGGUUUUGUUAGUGCAAGUGCUCUUGGAAUGGCUUGUGGUCCAGCUAUUGCUUGUUUGUUACAGACUGAGUUUAGGAUUUACAACUUGACAAUGAACCAAGACACGCUACCUGGAUGGGUAAUGGCUGUUGCGUGGCUCGUUUAUCUACUUUGGUUGUGCACUUGUUUUAAGGAACCAGAAAAUCUUUGGGCUUAUGAAGCAGAAACUGGAGAACAAGCAGUGCAUAUUGCAGUAGAGAAUAGUCCUACACAACCAUUACUAAUGUAUUCAGAAGCAAAAGAGCAUGAUGUAGAUGUAGAUGAAGAAAAAGACGAUGACGAAGAAGUUUAUGACCAAACUGAAUCUCAGAAACCUGUUACUUCUAUUGCACUGGCUUAUAAGUUGCUUACACCAUCAGUAAAGGUUCAAUUGUUUGUGUAUUUUAUGCUCAAGUAUGCAAUGGAGAUAUUGCUUGCUGAAUCAAGCCUUAUAACAGAACACUAUUUUAUUUGGUCGACAACCAAAGUAGCCAUUUUCCUUGCAUGUCUUGGUCUUACUGUCCUUCCCGUGAAUAUUAUUAUCGGAAGCUACAUCAGCAACAUUUUUGAAGAAAGGCAAGUUCUACUAACAUCAGAAAUCAUGGUCUGCAUUGGACUUCUCCUAAGCUUCCAUACAUUAAUCCCUUAUUCAGUAACUCAAUAUGUUGGAUCAGCCCUUAUCACAUUUGUCUCUGCUGAAGUUCUUGAAGGAGUUAACCUUUCACUUCUAUCGAAAAUGAUGUCAUCGCGGCUUUCUCGUGGAACCUUUAAUGGAGGUUUACUUUCAACGGAAGCGGGAACUCUAGCUCGAGUUAUUGCAGACGGUACGAUAACAAUUGUUGGGUAUUUCAGUGAAAGUAAACUACUGAAUCUUACUCUACUCCCUGCACUACUCAUCUGCAUCUCAUCCAUUGCUGCUACGUGUUGCACCUACAACUCUCUGUACUAA
Vicia faba (fava bean) is the source of this 2106-nucleotide messenger RNA. The record is from the annotation of a GenBank genome assembly. NCBI's taxonomy places the organism in Eukaryota, Viridiplantae, Streptophyta, Magnoliopsida, Fabales, Fabaceae.